AUGUUUCCUCGGCGUGUUCUUUGUGGUAUACAGCCAUCUAGUGUUCCACAUAUUGGCAAUUAUUUAGGUGCGAUUAAAAAAUGGAUUGAUUUACAGAAUAGUGGAGAUAAUUUAAUUGUAAUGUUAGCUGAUUUACAUGCAGUUACUAUUCCACGUGAACCUGAUGUAUUGAGAAAAUCAGUCUUAGAAACAGCUGCAUCUUUAAUUGCGUGUGGUAUUGAUCCUAAACGAAGUAUAAUCUAUCGACAAUCAGAUCUUUAUCAUCAUACUCAAUUAGCUUGGUUACUUGGUACAUUGACAACUGUUCAAAAAGUUGCUCAUAUUCCUACAUAUAAAUCAAAAGUAAAAGAUGAAAGUUCAAUACCUUUAGGUCUUAUUCUCUAUCCAGUUUUACAAUCUGCUGAUAUACUUCUUUUUAAAACUACUCAUUUACCAAUUGGUGAAGAUCAAAUACCUCAUUUACAAUUAUGCACAUAUAUGAUUGAAAAAUUCUAUCAUUAUUAUAAACAAAAUAUAUUUCCUGUUCCACAAAUGAUGGCUACUGAAACAAAUCGUAUACGAAGUCUUCGUCAUCCGGAACAAAAAAUGUCGAAAUCUGAUUGGGAAGAACGUUCACGUAUUGAUAUUAUGGAUGAUGAAAAGAUUAUUCGUGAACAUGUAAUGAAAGCUCUAACAGAUUUUAAUGCUAAAAUUUCUUAUGAUCGUCAAGCAAGACCUGGUGUAACGAAUUUAAUUGAUAUUUAUUCUGGUAUAACGAAUCAGCCAGUUGAAACAAUCGUUGCUGAAGCAGAAAAAGAAAAUUUAAAUACGGGUGCAUUUAAAAAACGUCUUGCACAAAUAAUUAUUGAACAUUUUCGUUCAAAACGUAUAGAAUAUUUAAAAUUAAUGGAUGAUCGUUCACAUUUAUUAAGUAUACUUAAUGAUGGACGUGAACGUGCUCAUGAAAUAGCUGAUAAAACAUUGAAUGAAGUUAAACAUAUCAUGGGCUUUAAUUAG
Adineta steineri is the source of this 996-nucleotide messenger RNA. The record is from the annotation of a GenBank genome assembly. Lineage: Eukaryota; Metazoa; Rotifera; Eurotatoria; Adinetida; Adinetidae.